This is a messenger RNA of Gadus morhua (Atlantic cod), 1158 nucleotides long. It is a transcript of the gene drc8, whose product is annotated as dynein regulatory complex subunit 8. The record is from RefSeq and is a predicted model, not a curated record. Gene Ontology annotation, molecular function: calcium ion binding. The coding region runs from base 16 to 501 and encodes 161 amino acids. Lineage: Eukaryota; Metazoa; Chordata; Actinopteri; Gadiformes; Gadidae. The transcript has 7 exons.
ACAGUAUACUCAAACAUGGCUGACGACAGGGAACGGGCAGAGAUCCUGGUGACAGGGGUCCACAAGAGGAUCAACGAUGCGUUUCAAGUGUUUGAUCACGACCUGAACAAGACGGUCGAUGUCAGGGAGAUCGGUGCCAUUGUUCGUUCUCUGGGCUGCUUCCCCACUGAGGCAGAGCUGCUUGAUAUCAUAGAUGAGGUGGAAGAACCCAAUGGAUUCAUCUGCUUUGAGAGGUUCCUCCCAACAAUGAGUAAAAUACUUAUGGAGAACAAGUUCCGCCCCAUACCCGAGGACACGCUGCUUAAGGCGUUUGAGGUUCUUGAUCAACAGAAGAAAGGACACCUGGAACCGAAUGAACUGACAGAGUACAUGAGACAGGGAGAUGAACCUUUCACCCAGUUGGAGAUGGAGGAGAUGCUGUCUUCAGCGGUGGAACCUGACUCCAAUCUUAUCUACUACAAAGACUUUGUCAAUAUGAUGGUGCUGGAUGGGGAGAGAUGAUUUCACAGCAUUUUGAUCUCUUCAUCUUUUAUAUGUUUGAACUAAUAUGUCAGCAUUAGAACCAUCAGAAAGAUUAAUCGAUUUGGAAACCCAAUUUACGACUUCUGAAGGUUAUUUACGAUAAUACGGACACAUUUAUAUUUAGAUAUAUAUGGUUUAAAAGAUGAAUGUACUUUUAUAACGCAUACUAAUAUCACACCAACAGAAUUUCUCAACAUUUGAUGGGUUUGUGGAAUAUCAAGUCAUGGUGCGGAAAAACAAGUAAAUGAAACAUUGACUUAUUCAUGAGCAAAACACACUUUAUAUUAACAUAACGUUUGCAUGCAUGUAAUGCUGAACCCCAACUGUGGAACAUGUAUGACUCAAUGAAUGAUCUGUAGAUUGAUAUGUUAAUGAGCACAUAAAACCAAUCCCAUGCAUGUUAAAGACAUGCAUGACAACUUAAAUUCACAGUAAAAACCUGGACAAUAAUUCUUUACUUUCCGGGACAAUGCAGGAAAUGGAGGAUAUCAGCAACGAAAAAAAGCAUGAAACUCUCAAGACAUUCCCUUUUUAUACAACGCCGCCAAAUACAGAAGACAUAAAAUAUAUGCCCUCAGCAUCAUCCAAGGACAGAAACCAAAACAAAGUUCAUCACACACACACACACACAAACAC